This is a messenger RNA of Aspergillus fumigatus Af293, 684 nucleotides long. Its product is annotated as translation elongation factor 1 subunit beta. NCBI's taxonomy places the organism in Eukaryota, Fungi, Ascomycota, Eurotiomycetes, Eurotiales, Aspergillaceae. Gene Ontology annotation, molecular function: translation elongation factor activity; guanyl-nucleotide exchange factor activity. Gene Ontology annotation, biological process: translational elongation. The transcript has 5 exons. Gene Ontology annotation, cellular component: cytosol; eukaryotic translation elongation factor 1 complex. The record is from RefSeq and is a predicted model, not a curated record. Bases 1 to 684 code for a protein of 227 amino acids.
AUGGGUUUCACCGACUUCGUCUCUGAGGCUGGCCUCACCCUUGCCAACAACUACCUGGCUAGCAGGAGCUACGUCGUUGGCGAUGCUCCUUCCCAGGCCGAUGUUGUGACCUUCAAGGCCUUCUCUGGCGCCCCUGACGCUGAGAAGUACCCUCACGUUGCUCGCUGGUACAAGCAUAUUGCUUCUUUCGAGCCUGAGUUCGCCAGCCUCCCUGGUGAUGCCUCCAAGGCCUACACUGCCUAUGGCCCUGAGAGCACCGAGCUGCCCACCAACCCCAAGGACAAGCCUGCUGAGGACGACGACGACAUGGACCUCUUCGGCAGUGACGAGGAAGAGGAGGACCCUGAGGUUGUUGCCCAGCGUGAGGCUCGCCUUGCUGAGUACAAGAAGAAAAAGGAGGGCAAGGCUAAGCCUGCUGCCAAGUCCAUUGUGACUCUCGAGGUUAAGCCUUGGGAUGAUGAGACCAACCUCGAUGAGCUCCUCGAGAAUGUCAAGGCCAUUGAGAUCGAUGGUCUUGUCUGGGGUGCCUACAAGUGGGUUCCUGUUGGUUUCGGUAUCAAGAAGCUUCAGAUCAACCUUGUCGUUGAGGACGAGAAGGUUUCUCUGGACGAGCUUCAGCAGCGUAUUGAGGAGGAUGAGGACCACGUCCAGUCCACCGAUAUCGCCGCUAUGCAGAAGCUGUAA